AUGUCUUCUACUAUCACCUUGCCACCAGGCUUCGCCUUCACCCAGAAAGUUCACAAUGCUCCCUAUCCUGCCAUCGCGCCGUCCCCGCCCGAGCUCUCGCAAGCAGGGAAGACUGUGCUCAUCACAGGCGGCCACACGGGCAUAGGUUAUGCCAUCGCGCGGGCUUUCGCCCAGGCCAGCGCAAAAAGGCUUAUCAUCAUCGGCCGACGGGACAACCUGGUUGCCUCGGCCGCGGCACGCCUCGCAGCCGAGUUCCCCUCCACUCAGACAGUAGGGCUCAUAUGCGACAUAGCAAACGACAAUAUUCUUAUCGACGUCGUAGUGCUUAACGCAGCUAUUCUCGACCUAGGCAGGGACAAGGUGUGGGAAGAGUACAUUACCAAUGUGCGGACGCACCUUGACUUUACCGAACGGUUGUACAAGCAGCCAGGUGCUAAAGUCCGUCAAAAAGCACUUGUCAAUUUGGCUUCUCUUGCGAUCCACGAGAGUAAACUCACCGGCCAGUACCCAAGCUAUGCGGCCACUAAGAGCGCGGGGACAAUGCUAGUACAGCAGAUUGCUAAGGACGUCCCUCCGGAAGAACUCCAGAUAGUCAGCUACCAUCCUGGCGGUGUUUUCACAGAACUGGCAGAACUCGCGGGUUUCAAGAAGGAUGACCCUCGAUGGGAUGAUGAAAAUCUACCAGGGCAGUUUGCUGUGUGGGCCGCCUCUCCAGAGGCAAGGUUCUUGCAUGGGAGGUUUGUAUGGGCAAAGUGGGAUGUGACAGAACUGCUCAACGAGCCACUAAGAAAGCGUAUCGAUGAGGAUGACUCCUUUCUCAAGGUUGGGUGUUGUGGGGAUUGA
Molecule: messenger RNA, 843 nt
Organism: Aspergillus viridinutans
Lineage: Eukaryota; Fungi; Ascomycota; Eurotiomycetes; Eurotiales; Aspergillaceae
Product: SDR family oxidoreductase
Exons: 3
Coding region: 1-843 (280 amino acids)
Molecular function (GO): oxidoreductase activity, acting on the CH-OH group of donors, NAD or NADP as acceptor
Source: RefSeq, a predicted model, not a curated record